Molecule: messenger RNA, 2289 nt
Organism: Aedes aegypti (yellow fever mosquito)
Lineage: Eukaryota; Metazoa; Arthropoda; Insecta; Diptera; Culicidae
Product: inactive ubiquitin carboxyl-terminal hydrolase MINDY-4B
Exons: 5
Coding region: 768-1919 (383 amino acids)
Biological process (GO): protein K48-linked deubiquitination
Molecular function (GO): K48-linked deubiquitinase activity; cysteine-type deubiquitinase activity
Source: RefSeq, a predicted model, not a curated record
CGCCCAUUUUCACACCAUUCGGUCGGAAGAACUCAUUCCUAGCACAAGUCGCUCCUCGCAAUAAAAGAACCUAUCCGGUAACCAAAGUGCCCGCGUUUGUUGAACUAGAAUACCGCGUAGACGAUCCGGCGGAGGGGAAUGGUGAACCGGCUAUCCAACCCCAAUUCGUUCACCUGCUUUGGUUUUUCCAUUUCAGCAUGGUGUUUUAAUUCAAUACGCGCCUCAAGUUAGACAACAGUGCGGUGGUCGCGUGUCCGGAGCAAAUAUCUCUAAGAGAUGGUGUUGAUCGAUGGAAAAUUGGUUGGCAGUGAAAGUUAUUCAUACGAUUUUACAAACAACCAUUUCACCGAGUGAAACAUCUAGAUUAGGGUCAUUAGCAAAACAAAGUUUUCCGGGAGAAGAUUGUGCAUGUGAUUUCGGUGUGAUAACAUAUUUCACUGGGAAAGUUUCCGCCUGCAUUACUGAAGUGUGAGGCUUUUGGCAUACAUUUAGGAGGGUGUUUCGAAGUGCGUAUCAAUCAAUCGUUCUAUUUUAUUACCCUGUGAUUUGAAGUCGUAGUCAACAGCCAUAAAUGAAGAGUCAUGAAGAAGCAAAAUUUGUCGUUUGAAGACGGUUUAAGUGUCUAUAAGGUGCAACAUUAACGAUCCCUUUCAUUGGUAGUGCUGUGAUUCCCGACUUGCACGAAAAGAGUGUUUUUGGGAGUGGUGCGAAUUUAUAGUGCCAUCGUAUUUUUAGAUAACUGAAUAAACAAAAAUUGAAACGAAGAAAUGUCGAAGCUGAAACUUGUCGGCGGAAGGCCAAUCACCAUGGAUGAAGCUAUUGAAUUGCGUCAAACAGUAUUCGGUUCAGCCGCCAGCCCUCCCCGAGGCGAAUGGACCCGUACCGGAAUCAACUUCGGUGCCGCAAACGGAGAAUAUCCCUACGGACUGCGAACGCCACGCAAUGCCACCCGGGGAAUGCAAUCGGUGCUGCAGGCAUUCAUCAUCAAGCAUUUCAUAUUCGACGUUAAGCCUAGAGAUAAGUCUGUGCCACUCGAGGAACUGUUGAAGCCUACCGAGGCCGAACAGGCACAAGCUCUAUAUCUAGCUAUCUCGGAUAUCCUAUGGAACAUUGGUGAAAAAACCAAGGCAAUUUUCGCUCUACCGGGUGAAGCAUCGCACAUUCCGCACAGCCACGUGUACUUCCAGGAUAACGUUACGGAGAAGCUGUUCUUCUUCGAGUUCACCACGCUGGAUGAGAUGCAGAUCUUCGCCAAGCGUUACCUGCCCUACUUCACCGAGAAUCCAGGUCCCGGGGCCCUACUGCUACUGUACAGCGCCGUUGUGACGCGUGGCAUGGAAAAUCUUAGAAAUGAUUUAGACGCACCAAAGGGAGCACAUUUAAUGGGUCCGUAUGAAGAAGGAUCACUAAAUAUAGUCACUUUGUUGCUGACAGGCCGUGCCACGCCGUACUUACACAAUGGUGUUGUAUACGUUGGCGAUGAAGAUCACUACGCUCUACCACAGUUCGGCAUUCUGGGCCGAGGGUCCAUCGGGUUGCUGAUAUGGGAAGGUGAGAACGAAGCCAUGCGCUCGGCGUCCCGUCAGCCCGGAUCGCGUCUGAAAACACCGGCCACUCCAGUCUGGGUCAGCUGCUGUUGCGGUCACUUUGGGGUGUUGUUCAACUCGAACCGGGAACUGCUACGGAACUAUCACGCCGAAAAACGAUUCGAACUGCACUACUACACGCUGGCCGGCUGCUAUCUAUCGAUGACGGUGGACAAUCGUCAGCAGGAGGAAGGCGCCGACGAUGGCCAGGAAGACGGCGAACGGAAGCAGAACGACAUGGUAUCGACGCCGCUGGAACGCUUGAUCCAUACCAAGUGGAUGGAAGCCAAGAUCACGUACCACGGGCCUUUGCCGGCAUCGUUGAAUUUCUAGAUUUGUUUUUGAAUGAAAUUUAAGUCACAUUGGAACGUAGAUAAGUUUUGAAAAGAACGUUAAUAAUCAUCUGUCAUUUGCGGUCGAUUCUGUGAUAAACAGGGUUAUAGUCAAAGUGUGUGAUUCAAGCAAAUUGCAUCAUAAUUCAUUAAAAGUUUUACUAAAUGUGCUUUUUAGAGGCAGGAAUGACAAACGCCAAAAAACAAUUACGACAAACGGCACGUUAAAUAUGAAGCAUUGCAUUUUAAACACUUAUCGAUAUCAAUGUGAUACUUAUACGUAAAAAGGAGCAAUGCAUGUCAGUUAAGUAGCCUUGAAUUACUGGAGAGUACAAACAUUGAAUAGUCUCAAUAAAGUUUGCAAGUGUUCU